AUGGCGCCAGUCCCAAUAGACCAUACGAGAUUGGACGCACCGGAGCGCGCCUCGGCUCACGCGCUCCGCCUUGACGUCGGGCAAGACGACGCUACCACCUCCCUCCUCACCCCCCCUCAAUGCCAAGGAGCCGAUACCGCGGUACCUCAUAGCGAGUAUGUUCUGCUGCACGAGCGCGAGGCGGCGGUGGAGCGGGGAGCGGCGUCGUGGGUGGGGGAGGCAGCGGCGCAAUGCAGCGUGGGGUUGCCAGUAGCGGGCACGAUGGCGGUGAAUAGCUUCAUGCAGCUACUGUGCCUCGCGUUCGUGGGGCACCUGGGCACGCAGGAGCUCGCGUGUGCUUCCAUCGCCACCGCGCUCGCGAACGUCACUGGCUUCUCGCUGCUGGAAGGGCUGGCGAGCGCCAUGGAAACGGUGUGCGGGCAGGCAUACGGAGCAGGGGACCUGGCGAACCUGGGGACCAUGCUGCAGCGCGUGCACCUCAUCCUCACCCUCGCCUGCCUCCCCAUCUCCGCCUGCUGGCUCGCCACGCGACCACUGCUGCUCUUCACAGGCCAGGACCACGCCAUAGCGAGUGGAGCAGCGCUGUACAUCGCGUGGGAGAUCCCGGGCCUGGUGGCAUCCGCAGCGUUCCUGCCCAUCACCAAGUUCAUGCAGGUCCAAGGUGUGACCCUCCCCCUCACCGUCAUCUCCCUCGUCUCGCUCCUCUUCCUUUCUCUCGCCUCCUACCUCUUCAUCCACACGUUUGCUCUCGGCUUCACAGGAGCCGCCAUGGCCCUCUCGCUCACGCUGCUCUUCCAGCUGCUGCUCGCCCUGCUCUACCUCGCUCUGCUAGACAGCUCCCAUCAACUGCUCUCGCGCUGCUGGCGCGGUUGGUCACUCGCUCUCUGUUUCUCUGGCUGGUCGCCCUACCUCACUGUUGCUGUGCCCUCCUGUGCCAUGAUAUGUCUGGAGUGGUGGUUCUUUGAGAUCGUCACGCUUGUCUCCGGCCUGCUGCCCAACCCUGCUGUCAACGUUGCAGCCAUGACUAUAAGUCUACAGACUGCUGGGUUCUGCUUCAUGUUCUCCCUCGCCUUUGGCAUUGCUGCCAGUGUGCGGGUGAGCAACGCGUUGGGAGCAAAGAGCCCAGCAGCAGCACGGCGGGCGGUGGGUGUGGCGAUGGGCAUAUCGGUGCUGCUGUCAGCGCUCAUAGCAUUCUUCCUGCUCUUCAUCCGCGACUUCCUCAUCCUCUUCUUCACCGGUGCUGCUGCGCCUGACGUUGCUGCCCUCGUGCGCACGCUCAUGCCCUUUCUCAUUGUGUCCCAGCCGGGCCUCUGCCUCCCAACAAUCCUCUCAGGAGUGCUGCGGGGGUCAGGGCAGCAGGCAGUGGGCACGGGGGUGAACGGCUUUACCUUCUAUGCCAUCGCGCUGCCCCUCGCCUACGCCCUCGCCUUCUACCCUUUCCACCUCGGCGUUUCCGGGCUCUGGCUAUCCAUAAUUGUGGGGGAGGCAAUCCAAACCGCCAUCUUUGGGUACUAUGUGGCCACCACUGAUUGGUCUGCACAGGUAUGCUGCUCGUAG
Molecule: messenger RNA, 1557 nt
Organism: Closterium sp. NIES-65
Lineage: Eukaryota; Viridiplantae; Streptophyta; Zygnematophyceae; Desmidiales; Closteriaceae
Source: the annotation of a GenBank genome assembly